This is a messenger RNA of Plasmodium gaboni, 780 nucleotides long. Lineage: Eukaryota; Apicomplexa; Aconoidasida; Haemosporida; Plasmodiidae. The record is from the annotation of a RefSeq genome assembly.
UUAUGAAUUAAAGAAAGAAAAUAUAAAGAACAAUACGAUAAUGAUAUAAAAGAAAUCAUUUUAAAAAACAAAAUACAAAAACAACUAACAAAACAAUUAUCAUCAUUAGAAAAAUUCACCUAUAUAGACGAUUUAUCUAAUGGGAUAAAUGAAAAAAAGUUAGCAACUAAAGUAAAAAAAGAUAAAAAAUCCAGGAAAACAUUAGGUCAUACCUUAUCCGAAUGGAAGAUUUUACCUAAUAUUGAUAUGUAUGAAUGGAUACCUUUUUCAUCUAAGGAAGCAAUAAUUGUUUGUAAUAUAAAAAAUAUGAAACAUGCUAUUACUAAAGUUGGUUAUAUAAGGUACAUAAAUUUACGUCUAUUGAUAAUAAGGAUGGGAAAGUUUCCGUUGAUAUGGGUUCAAUUAUUUAAUUCUAUUAUGAAUUCUUAUAAUGCGUUCAUUCAAAAAUAUAUAGGGGAUGAUAUUACAUCCAAUGGUAGUAAUUUUAAAAAUAGUAGUGUUUCAUCAAUUUUUAUUUACGCUUUAUGGGAAUUUUUUGAGCAUAUCGUAGCCCCUGUCUCCGCUGCUCUUUUUUUCGAAGGUAGUUCUAAUGAAAAUGGAAGUGAAUGUACAAAUGUAUCUCACAUUCAUGGAUCUGGUGAUAAUCAUUACAUUACAGUACUUUAUGAUUCAUUUAUUGCUAUAUAUACUAUAGCAUCUAUUUUAUUAAUUCUUUAUUACAUUUUAAAAUAUUAUAGAAAUUUAAGAGUGCAGAAAAAAAUGAAAUAUAUAAUAUUAUUA